Lepisosteus oculatus (spotted gar) is the source of this 5054-nucleotide messenger RNA. The record is from RefSeq and is a predicted model, not a curated record. NCBI's taxonomy places the organism in Eukaryota, Metazoa, Chordata, Actinopteri, Semionotiformes, Lepisosteidae.
UCCUUCAGUCCUGUCUCUGUUUUUGUAUUUUGUUAUUUGCAGUCUAUUUUCUGAAUAUAUUUUUGUUUUCUUAUUACGCACUGUACACAUACAGGAUUUAGUACAUCCUUAAGACUAUACGCACGAAAUGGAAUGCAGGGUGCUAUCGAUUCAGAGUCAUGUUGUCAGAGGAUACGUUGGUAACAAAUCUGCUUCUUUCCCGUUGCAAGUGCUGGGGUUUGAAGUGGACUCCAUUAACUCUGUGCAGUUCUCCAACCAUACAGGCUAUGCACACUGGAAAGGCCAAGUCCUCACAGCUGAUGAGCUUCAUGUGCUAUACGAAGGUCUGAAGUUAAAUAACGUGAACCAUUAUGACUAUGUCUUAACAGGUUACACACGUGACACAUCAUUUUUGGAGAUGGUGGUGGAUAUCGUCCAGGAGCUGAAGAGGCAGAACCCUAACUUAGUUUAUGUUUGUGAUCCAGUGCUGGGUGACCAUGGAUCUAUGUAUGUCCCAGAAAAUCUAUAUCCAGUUUACAAAGGGAAGGUUGUUCCAGUGGCAGAUAUAAUAACUCCCAACCAGUUUGAGGCUGAAUCUCCCACAGACACAAACAGCGGCAGGCUUGUUGCGUCCAAUCGGCAUUCUCUGGCCCGGUGCCAAGCAGUGGUGUUACAGCUGGAAAGAAGUGGAAGAGAUUUCUGCUGCGAUGCUCUAGCAGUAAUGGACCUGCUUCAUGCCAUGGGACCGGACACUGUGGUCAUCACCAGUUCAGACCUGCCUUCCUCUUUAGGAGUAAACUACCUGAUUGCUCUGGGAAGCCAAAAGAAAGUUAAGCCUGAUGGUACAAAAGUGACCCAGCGGAUCCGUAUGGAAAUUCCCAAAGUGGAUGCAGUGUUCGUUGGCACAGGGGACUUAUUUGCUGCUAUGCUGCUGGCUUGGACUCACCAUCACCCCAGUGAUCUGAAGACAGCCUGUGAGAAGACGGUUUCAGUAAUGCAUCAUGUCUUAAAGAGGACCAUCUCUUGUGCAAAAGCUAUGGCCGGAGAUGGGAAGAAGCCUAGUGCCUCCCAGCUGGAGCUCCGGAUGGUUCAGAGCAAAAUGGAUAUAGAGAACCCGGAAAUCGUGAUAGAAGCCACAGUGCUAUAAAUAACAUAUCCACCCUGUUAACCGCACAAUGUAUAGAUGUUGUACAUUUUACCUGUAAUGUGUCAUUGCCUUAGAUCUACUACAGAGCACAACAUUUCCAUAAGUCAGAAACUAGCAGGGUAUUAGUGGUGGGAUAUUCAAGAGAAAGAAGUAGAGUGGCCUGGAUAUAGUGUAUCCCCUUUCCCUUUUUCUCUAGAGCUGCAUUAAUCUUGUUUUUAAUUUACCCUAGUGGUCUGGAGGUCCACUCAUGGCUGAAAAUAUUGAAAUCUGAAUUUCUUUCCUGUAACCAUUAAAGUACUGUUUAUUCAGGCUUCAUUGGCUUAAUUGUAAAGAGCCUUUAUAGUCAACUUGCAUUUUUUCACUAAAUAACAGCUUGUUAUUUUAUUAUUGUCCAGUGCAGAUCAAUUUAGGCAUAAUCACUAUUUUUAAAUAAAAAAUUCUUUAACCAUGCAGUUUCUUUUGUGUAAACACAGAAGUUAUGACUGAUUGGGUCUUCACAACAAAACCUUGGAUUUAAAGGAUGAUUGCUCAUUACAAGUUUAUUUGAAUGAUAUUCUGGUUAGACAUAGCAUUGUUCAACAAAGUUUUGCCAUUAGUUUAGCGGCAAAGAGUCCUUAUGGCAUGUUAAACAGUUUGGUGCAAACACACAGCUGUGAGAUUUGCAGACAACCUAAAAUAGAUUAAUUUUCUAGGCUCAAUUCAAUUAGAUUGAAAAAAAUCACAUGCCCUUUUGCGUUAUGAUUGAUGUAUUCCAUAAUUUAUUCCUCAGCAUUCAAUGUUAGGUAUUCAAUGCUUUAGUUUUUGUUGUAUCUGGAAAAUUCUACUGUGACUUUUAAACAGUUUUAUCUGCAUUCUAUUGUUAUUUGUAUAGUUUUAAAUGCAGUAUUAAAUGCACCAUUGUGGUAAUCUGGAUAAGCUUCUCUCUCAUUUACUGCUGGAAUUCCUAGACAUAAAUUUUCCUAUGUCAUGAUGUUCAUUGAAGUUCUUUGUCUUAGAAAUAAAGGAAAAUAACGUUCAAACUUUAGACCAGUUGCUUAUCAGUGAAGGCCUGUCUUUUGCAGCAUUUAGCAGGUUAAGAGUAUUAACAUCACUUCAUUAGCCCUAUACAAUUUCUUGCAUCAGGAAUUCGUCUUUUUGCAUACCCCAGCUUGCUCUCACAGACACAGACACACAGACAGGGAGAGAAGCUUGGUGUCAGCUUAGUUGAGCUGCAACUAUAGUUGAGAAAUAACUGUUUUGACAUAUCAAAUUAUAUUUAAUAUAUCUCUUUCAGGCAAAUGUAAUGUUGUCUGUGUAGAUUUAAAAUUACAAAUGACAAUUGUUCUUCCUAAAUAUUAAUAUAAAGUGUAGACAAAUUUUCAUUUUUAUGUUUUUUUAGAUUCCAUGCAAAAGAGAAACUCUUAUGGUGAACAAAUCUUUCACAGCCUAUUAACUCAGACUGUUUGUUCCUUGGACAGUCACAAGCUACACCUUCACCCAUCCAUUCAUUUAAUAACCGCUUCCUCCAAUUCAUGCUCACAGGGGAGCUGGAGUUUCUCCUGGCAAGCAAUGGGCACAAGGCUGGGCACACCCUGAACAGGAUGCUAAUCUAUUGUAGGACACAGUCACCACACUCACAACAGGGCCAAUUUUCCCAGUAGCUAGUAAAGCUACUAAUAUGUCUUAGGAAUGUGGUCUUCUAACAGUAGGAAGAAUCCAGAGCACUUGUAGGAUACCCAUGAAAACACAGGGAGAGCAUAUCCACACAGAUAGCUUUCCAGGUCAGGAAUUGAACCCAGGGCCACAGCGUUGCAAGACAGCAAAAGUAACCACUGCACCAGAAUGUCACCUACAAGCCACACCUGUAUAUGUGAGAUGAUUAUUUCUUAUAAAUCAACACUUCAAAUCCAUUACAAAAAAAUAAAAUUAAUUAUAAAUCUUAUUUUCACAUUUUAUAUUCACAUUUUCCAAGUACUUAUACUGAGUGCAUCUGGAAUAAAGUUUUAGUCUACAAAUUUGAUUGUAGAAGCAAAUGUAUACUAUAUUGUAUUUUAUCCUAGCUGACUUAGGAAUGUAUAAGUACUGUAUUUUCCUCUGUAAAAUCCAUAUUAAAUAUAAAAGAUUUCAAUAAAUUAUUCCUAUUAAUGUAAAUAUUUACUUGAACUUUUAUCCAAAGUAACUUACAUUUGAACCCAAUUUAAAUCACCAGUUCAGAGCCCUAACCUCUGCUCUUUAACUUUAACAACAGUGUCUUAAAUGUACUAAGCCAUUAUUUCAUUAGUGUUUUUGUUGUACUGUUGUUACUAUAACACAGGGCAACAAGUCCCCAUUGUGCCCUUGUGAAUAAAGCUUUCAAGCUUUGCUAUCAAUUUCACUACGCUAUAUUUGACUGUCCAAUGGUGUGAAAGGGAACAGUUUUUUUUUUUAAUAAUGUGGACCACAUUAUUCUUUUGAAUCCCAGGAAUCCUUUUAGGUUGAUGCAGCUCUGAAAUGUAUUCCUCUUCCACUUUCCACUUUGACCCUCUGAACUGUUUUUCUGUAUUGUAGCUUUGCGUGUUUUCUCUUUAUAGGGGUUGGGGUGUGAGUCAUGUGGGGAUAGAAGAAAAGGCCUUGCUGUAACCAGUGCUGAUGAAAAGAGGCCACUGUUUCUUGUUGACUUGCUUGGCAAGUCGACACAUACUACAGCCAAGUCUCAUACAAAUUUAUUUCCUUUUGUUUGCACGGUUUUUUGCACAGAAAACCAGAAAAUAAACAUCAGAGUCCAGGUGAAUCUUUAAGCAGGCAGUUUUUUUCUUUUCUUUUUUGGUUCAACUUAAAUAUAAAGGAAGAAAUGUCCAAAGCAGAACUGUCAUUUAUUUGAAUAUGCUGUAUUACAUAAUACUAUAACUUGUACUGUGCAUGAAGUAAAAUAUAUAGAUAUAUGAAGAAUUAUGGUCCCUUUAAUGCAGUGGUUUAAAUAUGUGCUGGAAAUAUGUGUUGGCCUAUUUGAAAAAAAAAUGUUAUAUCUUUAGAAUAAUAUUGUAUCCAAACCUCCUAAAAUGUUUUUAAGAGAGUUUACCAUGGUUCUCUUGCUUAACAGUAUGGCAGAGUUCUAACUAAAUUGGACAUUUAGUCAAAUCCCUAACUUUCGUGAUACACAAUGUAAGAAGGGAGGCUGGUAUAUAUCACAGAUGUAAAGAUGCAUCUACUGUAUAUGUAAGUUAGAAAUUAGUUAAGUAUGAGGACAACUUUACAACUGAAGCAAGCAAAGCUAUCAAUAUAACACAAUCAAAUAAGAAAACGCAAAAAACACUUGUAAAUAUAAGGAGGGUUGUUAUAAAAAUAUGUAGUAUAAAUAAGGAUAAAGGAGUAUGAUUUCAUUAUGUUACAAAAGUUCUAACAGACAUAAACAAAACAGGAUGCAGUAAUGCAGCAAUACAGUAAUGCAGAAAACUGAAUUACUGUAUGUACUGUAUCUUCUCUGCUCCUGGGAUUAAUUACUUAAUUUUUGCUAGAUCUGAUAUUUUAACUGAUUUAAAACAUGAUUUUCACAUUAUUGUCCUGUAAUGGAUCAAAAUUCAAUUUGCACCAAUGUUUUUCUGCAUUAAAACUUUCUGAACUGGAUAAACAGCUACUUACCAAUGUACAGUAAGAAUGUCAAUCAGCUGGAACACAUUCACACAGAGAGGUGACUCAAGGCAGGGACUUCUCUGUGGUGUUUGCAUUACUGAUGUCAUAGUUGGGCACCCCCUUCCUCUUUCUCUGUGACCAUGUCUGUCCCUACCAGUUGAAGUGACAGUGUUUGCUUUCUGUUAUUUUUUCUUAAUGAAAGUAUUUGAUUGUUUAGUAAGGUUUUAAGUGAUUUGUUUUUUGAGUCUGAAUAUUUUAUAACAUGUUACAAUGAAGAUUGUAGUGUACAAAUUCACAUUUAUAUAAUAUGGUAUAAUGCAAUAAACAAAAAAAAAUAUUA